Molecule: messenger RNA, 1425 nt
Organism: Carassius carassius (crucian carp)
Lineage: Eukaryota; Metazoa; Chordata; Actinopteri; Cypriniformes; Cyprinidae
Exons: 6
Coding region: 80-766 (228 amino acids)
Source: RefSeq, a predicted model, not a curated record
CCUUUUAUCCUUGCACUGACUGUUUUAGAAAAGAAGGAAAUACGAAAUCAAAACUGAAUGAUUCCUGAAAAUUUAAACAAUGGAAGCCUUCUCUGCACUUGCUCUGUUUGUUUUUCUGAUUAAUGGUGUGGCUUCUGAUGAUGUGAUAUCAGUCUCAAUUAUGCAGGGAAAUGCAGUUGUUCUGUCCUCUGAGGUUACCAAACAACAACGUGACAAGAUGCUGUGGUAUUUUAAUGACACUCUGAUAGCUCUGAUCAAUGGAGAGCCCAGUAAGAGUUGUGUGUAUUAUGGUGAAGGUGAGAUCUUCAGAGACAGACUGAAGGUGGACUAUAAGACUGGAUCUCUGACCAUCACAGACAUCAGUCCUGAACACUCUGGACGUUAUGAAGCAAAUUUCAUCCAAAGCAAGAGCACGGGAACCAGCCACAGCUUGAACCGAAACAGCAAGUGUGACGGUACAAAAAUCAUCAAGAAAACGAGCAACAUUGGCGACAGUGUAAAAACAUUCAGUGUUUCCGUCAUUGCUUCUCUGUCCGAUCCGCUCAGCAUCAAUGAAGAAUUGUUCAAUAUGGAGAAGGAGCAAGAGUCUGAAGAGAGUUCAGUACAGUAUUUAACUCUUGUAGCAGUAAUAUGUGCUGGUGUUGGUGCUGGUGUUGUUCUGCUGCUGGCUGCAGUUGUUGGUGUGAUAUACCAUCGCCGCAGGAGCUCUAAUAAAGAAGACAGAAAGAUAAACUCAUCUGAGCAUCUGCUGAAAGUCCCAAUAUGAGAAAGAGAGAGGUCGCUUUGUGUAAGGGCAUCUCAACAGGAUCAGCCCAAAUAUUCUUCUUCCUUUUCCCUCAAAGUGUGGCCAAAAUUCAUAAAAUUGGUCCAAGUCAUGCCCCGCUGUUCAGCCCAGAUGCACCUCUGUCCGAUACUAGGUGGCGCUAUAACAAGGUGAUUUGCAUUCCGGGCCAUAACUUUUGAAACAUAAUGACUCGCUCUGACUUUUGAGCAGUAUUAUGCCCUGGUUUAGGGUUGAAAGAGAAAAAUGAAAGAGAAAAUGACACGGUAGAGUUAAUUUUGAAAAGGAAAUUGUAAUGGACAUAAUUGAUUUACAAUGCAGUUGGGGAAUAGCUUCAGGAGCAAACAGGGACAAAUUUAACAAAUUAAAGAAAAGAAAAGAAAAUACAAUUACUUACCUAGCUCUCUAUCCAAAAACAGCCACAAAUGGUUCAAACUAAAACCCUACCUCCCCAAAAUAUUAUUAAAAACUAACAUAUCACUGCUAUAUAUAUAUACAUAUGCACACACACACACACACACACACACACACACACACACAUAUAUAUAUUAUUAAUACACAAUAUUAUUAAAAGCUAACAUAUCCCUGCUAAAUAUAUAUAAUCCUUUCACAAGGCAUAAAAUGUUAGUGGGUAAAAACCUCAA